AUGGAUCCAGCCGCAAGGGCAUCCCAUCUGGAUACCGACGUCGCGGCAGUCCCACAUCUGGUCUGCCCGAAGUCGCAUUGGGAGGUCCAGCGGUGCGCGGUGCUCCGCAUCGACGGGAUGACCUGCUCCAACUGCAGCAACGCCGUCACCAAGGCGUUGGAGAGUCACGGGCGGGUCAACAAGUGCGAGGUGGACCUCAUCAAUGAGAAGGCCAGAGUCUGGUAUGUCGCGUCGAAGGACUUUUCCGCGAAGGAGAUAUGUUCCGAGGUGGAGGACAUCGGAUUCGGUGCCACCAUGAUCUCGGACGCACUCGCACAGAGCGUUGCGGUGCUCCGCAUCGACGGGAUGACCUGCUCCAAUUGCAGCAACGCCGUCACCAAGGCGUUGGAGAGCCUCGAGCGCGUCAUCAGGUGCGAGGUGGACCUCAUCAACGAGAAGGCCACGGUCCAGUACUGCGCGUCAGCGGAUUUUUCCGCGAAGGAGAUCUGUUCCGAGGUGGAGGACAUCGGCUUCGGUGCUGCCACCAUCUCGGACGCGCUCGCUCAGAGCGAGGAUACCGGCACUGCAGUGCUCCAUCUGCUAGAUUCGGAGACCGCGGGGGCCUCCGCCGCGACCCUCAGGUCCACCACGGGUGUCGCAGACGUGAUGGUUGACGGCAACCUCCUGAAGAUAACAUACGACCCCGCAAGGGUCGGCGCCCGCAAGCUCCUCAAGUCCCUCGGCGCGGGCAAGAGCGGGCCAGGCGUGUCCCUCGCACCGCCAGAGCUGGUCGCGGCCAGGUCCAGCACGGAGCGCCUGCCGGCGGGCCUGGUGACUGCGGUGACCCUCACCGCCGCGAUCGUGUCCGUGUGCUGGGUGCUGCCGUGCUUCGAGCACUGCGCUGCAUUCCUCAACUGGGAGGUCGUCCCCGGCCUCACACUCAUGAUGAUGCUGCUCUGCGCCCUGGCUGCGCCCGUGCAGUUCUACAGCGGCUGGCGCUUCCAUGCUGGUGCGUACCACGCGCUGAAGUCGGGCGUCUGGGACAUGAACGUCCUCGUCUCCCUGGGCAGCGGCCUGACGUUCGGCUACUCCUUUCUCGUCAUCCUCUUCGUGGUCGUGGGCAGCAGGUACUACAAGCUCCACGACUGCAAGAUCCCCCCAUCGGCAUUCUUCGAGGCCCCCUCGGUGGUCGUGACCUGCAUCCUCGUGGGCAAGACGCUCGAGUCCUGGGCCAAGAGGAGCACCGCACGGUCCCUGCGGGAACUCUUGAAGCUGCAGCCGCCCACGGCCCACCUGCUACUGGCAGGCAGCACGGAGGCCUCGACGGUGCCCGUGGAGCUCCUCGAGCUGGGGGACACCGUGCAGGUAUUCCCCGGAGAGGGCGCCCCCGCUGACGGCGUGCUCGCCUCCGAGGCGGGCGCGGCCGAGUUCGACGAGUCCCUGCUCACGGGCGAGUCGCGCCCAGUGGUGAAGCAGAGGGGGGAUUUCAUCAUCGGCGGCUCGAAGUGCGUCAGCGGCAGGGUGGAGCUGCAGGUGCAGCGCCUGGGGAGCCGGACGAUGCUCUCGCAGAUCCUGGGGCUGGUGCAGAAGGCACAGCUGAGCAAGGCGCAGGUGCAGCAGGUGGCGGAUGAGAUCGCCCAGCGGUUCGUCCCCUGCGUCAUCAUACUCGCGCUCCUGACCUGGGCAACCUGGUAUGCCCUCGUCUACCGCCUGGAUCUGAUUCCGCUGUCCUCCAUCCUCGAUGGCCGCUCCAGCCAGUGGCCAGAGAUCGACAGGUUCUUCUUCGUGCUGGAGCACGGCCUCACCGUGCUGCUGGUUGCCUGCCCCUGUGCGCUCGGGCUGGCCACCCCGACGGCCGUCAUGGCCGCGACGGGUGCGGCGGCCAAGCAUGGCAUCUUGGUCCGGACGGGCGCCGUGCCUCUGGAGCUGGGCUCGAAGGUCAGCAGCGUGGUCCUCGACAAGACGGGCACCCUCACGUGCGGCCGGCCCCGGGUCACGGAGGCCGCCGCCGCCUGGGCUGCGGGAGCCUCGCAGCAGCGGGCGCUGCACGUGCUGGUGGAGGCGCACCGGAGGGCCACGGGCGCCUCGGCCCGUGGGGCGCCGGAGCGGCCGGCGGUGGCGAUGACGUGGCUGCAGGAGCCCGGCAGCGCCUCCCAGGUGGUGCUCCCGCAGACCGACGCCGCCGCGCGGCGCGCGCAGUCGCGCGGCGAGGCGGAGCGCGCCCUGUGGUGGGCCAUCGGCUCUGCGGAGGUGUCCAGCGAGCACCCCGUGGCGAAGGCGCUCGUCGAGACGGCGGGCGCGGUGGCGAGAGGCCCGCUGACGAAGCCCAGCACCUUCGAGAACAUCACCGGCGUCGGGGUGCGGUGCACUCUGGCGGGCCUGGUGGUGGACGUUGCCUCCGCGACGAGCGUCCUGGAGCUCCGCAGCGGCGUCCCCGCCGGCGCGGGUGACGCGCUGCCCGAGUGGAUCGCGGCCAUGCGGGCCGGAGGCGCCACGGUGGUGGCCCUCGCGGUGGAGGGCGUGCCGCUCGCUGCGGUGGCCCUGCAGGACGCGUUGGCGCCGCACGCGCGGUCGUGCGUGGCAUCGCUGCAGGUUGCUGGGGUGGACGUCUGGAUGUGCAGCGGGGACCACCGGGUGGCUGCCCGUAGCGUGGCGCGCCAGUGCGGCAUAGACGAGUCGCGUGUCGUGGCGGAGGCUCUUCCGGCAGACAAGGUCAGCACGGUCGAGAGACUUCGCGCCCAGGGCGGCAAGGGCAAACAGCACAAGGUGGUCGCUAUGGUUGGAGACGGCGUGAACGACGCGCCUGCGCUGGCCACCGCCGACAUCGGCAUUGCUAUCGGAGCAGGGCACGACGUGACCGUGGAGGCUGCCGACAUCGUCCUCGUGCGUUCGGACCUCCGCGAUCUCGCCGCCUUCUUCAUGCUCUCGCGUGACACUCUCAAGACGAUCAAGUUCAACUUCUUGUGGGCGUUUGUCUUCAACGUGUGCGCGCUGCCAGUCGCGGCUGGCGCGCUGUGGCACUGGAGGAUCAUGAUGAGCCCUCCUUUGGCUGCGUGCGUGAUGCUGAGCUCGUCGCUCUUCGUAUGUCUCAACUCGCUGUCGCUGAGCACUUUCCAGCCAGCGAGCACUACCUGGGAGGUUUGA
Prorocentrum cordatum is the source of this 3123-nucleotide messenger RNA. Lineage: Eukaryota; Dinophyceae; Prorocentrales; Prorocentraceae. The record is from the annotation of a GenBank genome assembly.